AUGGUUGCCGCCGACUCGACUCCUAUCACGGCCACUUCGUCUUCGCCAUCUCAGCCCUUUAAUUGCUCUUCGCCGGCCAACCUUCACUAUGCCUUCCUCGUCCAUUCACAAAAAACAUUGACACAAAACCUUCCGCCUCGCGUCGACAAUAAACUACUCGCGCGCCAGAAACGGCGACGUACAAGUCCCGAGGACCAUGCCGUUCUCGAGGCCGAGUACAGGAAGAACCCGAAGCCUGAUAAAGUUGCACGAGCAAGCAUAGUUAGUCAGGUUUCUCUGGGUGAGAAGGAGGUUCAGAUUUGGUUCCAGAACAGACGCCAGAAUGACCGUCGAAAAUCGAAGCCGCUCGAGCCACAUGAACUCGUAGGGCCUCGAGCUCUAGAUGGCAUCCCGAAUGAAUCGCCGAGUAAUCAUGGCACGAGCUCUCCUCGCGAUGGCGAACAGGAAACCCCCGAACAGCCAGAGGGAAACUUCGAGAAGGACGACGAGGACGCGCUUGCAGACCCGUCGAACAACACUGAGAGUAAUGAAAUGGAGAUCGGCAUGCCAGCUGGCUCUUUGAAACCGGAGACAUCUUUCUCAUCACUUGGCUCGGCUACUUUGGGUAACGAUGUCGAAAUCAUGAGGGAUGUAACUGGCCUAGGCAUACAUGUGAAUGAAAAAAAGCGACGACUUUCGGACACGGGAGGCGGUCCGCGGGAACAUGAUGGAGAAUGCGUUCAAGUGACGAUCAAAUCACCUCCGUCCCUUCGGAUAUCAAUGUCUUUCGACGGCGAAGCGCUCCUCAGAAAACAGGGAGAGCCCACUCCGUCACCACCAAAGGCGCGCACGGCAGUGAGAAUCUCCUUAUCGUCAGAUGGCGAGGCCCUCAUCCGCACCCAAGAUGAACCCUCCCCCUCGAAAAAUCGCAUGCGUCUUAUUCCCGGCCGCGUGCCACGCCAAACUGGUCUGCGCAGAAGUGUCAGUGCAAUCAAUUUCGGAACACCCAGGGCCUCCCCAUCGAUUCGAGAAGGGAGCGGUAUGAAGCCGUUCGGUCGGUCUCGCGAUGCACGCAUGUGGGAGACCUAUUGUGACAAUGAUGCACGUAGCGCUCUAUCAACGCCGAUCGGUUCUCAACCGUCUACUAGUAUAAGGACACCAGGCCUAUAUCGCUCUGGCAGUCAUCGAUCUCUUGCUCGCCACUCCUUUUCCAAGCCAAACUUGUCGUCUCCAGCGAUCGGCUCGAAUAAUCCACAAGAUGUGGCCGAACCAUCCAGAGAGAAGCGACGAAAACUAUCUCGCACAGUGUCCUCUCUAGGACGACUGGAGUCUGUUCAGCAAUCCAUCCAUAUGACGCAGGACUCGAGCAGUGGCUUGAAAUCCACUCACCAGACUGGUAAAGGAGUUGAGCGCUGGGACCUGGAGGCCGGCGAUUCCGACAAAGAGAAUUGGCUUCCAGGAACAUAUCAUCGACCAGACCCACGUCGUCAUCAGAGAGCAAAGUCUCAUAGCCAACGUGCCGUUUUGAAAGAAAAUGGCGUUCGCAAAAACACCGUCCUCGAUGAUCUGGCACUGACCAAACAGGGCCGAUUAUGUCGUGGCCCGCGGGGUAGUAAGGAUGUGAAAGCCUCUUCACAGACCAUAGCCAAAUUAGAUGCCGAAGUCGCUGCUUUCAUGACCAAGCCCGGGUCCUCGAGUCGUGAAGAAGAUCUGGACUGUAUACAAGGACUCUUGUCCUUGAGUCAGGGUGCAUGGCAAUAA
Messenger RNA from Talaromyces marneffei, 1740 nucleotides. RefSeq lists its product as uncharacterized. NCBI's taxonomy places the organism in Eukaryota, Fungi, Ascomycota, Eurotiomycetes, Eurotiales, Trichocomaceae. Bases 1 to 1740 code for a protein of 579 amino acids. Gene Ontology annotation, biological process: regulation of transcription by RNA polymerase II; cell differentiation. The transcript has 3 exons. Gene Ontology annotation, molecular function: RNA polymerase II cis-regulatory region sequence-specific DNA binding; DNA-binding transcription factor activity, RNA polymerase II-specific. The record is from RefSeq and is a predicted model, not a curated record.